Molecule: messenger RNA, 1830 nt
Organism: Caenorhabditis remanei
Lineage: Eukaryota; Metazoa; Nematoda; Chromadorea; Rhabditida; Rhabditidae
Exons: 14
Coding region: 1-1830 (609 amino acids)
Source: RefSeq, a predicted model, not a curated record
AUGUCUCUUACAAUCACAGGAAAAGCGGCACAUAUUGCUCCUCGACGUCGACCAAAUCAAGCACCGAGUCGCGGAAGAACUGAUCAAAGUUCUCGGAAACAAUAUGUCGAUCCGACGGACCAUGAGGCUAAUGAGAUUUCCAAUUUAGCUGACCAAUAUGCGCAAAGUCUCCAACAGCAAAUACAACUUUUGCAGAUUGAAAACUCAUUCUUGAAGCAACAGCAGCAAGAGAUACAAGAUCACGACGUGAAAGAGAAGAUCAAACAGGCGGAGGUAGAAGAACAGUAUAGAACAAAUAAAUUGAAAAGAGAGCAGGAGUCUUCUAAUGCAAAAAGAGAAUCAAUUUCACAACAAAGAGAAAACACACGUCGUGGCACCACCACCAAAAUAUUUUCGAGAGGAAAUGAGGUUUCGCUGAAUGGAGAGACUUGGUGUCAACUUCCGCCUCAUCAUCCGUCAAUUCCAGCGAUUAUUUCUGAUAGAUCUCAGUAUUCUCAAAGAAUUGGAAGAGAAAGAGGCUUCUAUGACUCCUUCCCUCGUGAUAGACGGGAGUAUAGCGUUCCAUGUUUCCCUCGCUCUCGACACGCGAGUACUAUGAGGGAGCGCUCAUUUGUAAUGAGUCAAACGUUAGACCGAGAGGAGUCGCUUAUGGAGAAUUUGGAGGAUGCAGUGGAAAGAAACACAAUUCUUGAAAAAGAGAUAAGUUUGGCUAAAGAAAGGGAAAUAGACCAAGAGAAGGUGAUAAGCAGUCUAACAUCAAGGAUCAAAAUCAUUGAAAUUGAAAAGAGAGAAGAAAUAGAUUCAAUGGUUACGGAAAAGAAAAGUCUUUUGGAGGAGCUUCUUGACAUGCAAAAAAGGAUCGAUGAGCUUGCUCCAGCAUGUGCUGAGAAAGAACUAAAAAUUGUGGCGACAGAUAAUGAGAAACUUGAUCUUACGAAAAGGCUAAGACAUGCGAAUAGCGAUAUUUCACACCUUCAGUCAAGCAUAAUGCAUCUUCGUGAGGACAUUUCAACGAAAGACCACGAGAUGAAAGCUCUCAGUGAGGAAAUUGAGUAUUUGAAAAGGAGAGCAAUCGGUCUAGAAGAGGAUAUCAGAGAUUUGAGAAUGAAAGAUACGGAAAAUCAGGACAAAAUAAGUUCAUAUAUCCAACAGUCCCGUGAAUUUGAACUGACAAGAAUUAAUGAUAAGAAGCUGAUCGACCAGAUGUUGGAGGAGAACACUAGCUUGAUAAAGGAGAAUGCAAGAAUUUCUACUAAACUAACUCGUCUUGAGGCGCUAGACUUCUCUUUCAAGCAGAAAGAGUUGAAAGAAGCGCAAACGAAUAGUGAACUUGUGACUGAACUCAAAGCGGCUCUUCAUUUAGAGAAAAGUUCUUCCCACAGCUUGCUCAACAAAAUUGAAAUAAUGAGGCAAAGAUGUGAGGAAUUGGAAAGAACGAUUUUGGACAGAGACAAGAGUGAAGAUGAAAAUAUUGCUGAAAGAGGACGUGUUGAAAAAGAGCUUAAUGCUCUACAUGCUCUUUCAAAAUCGCUUUCUUCGGAAAAUAAAGUAUUGAGAGAGGAAAAGUUAGCAAAUGAAGAGAUUAUUGAUGAACUUAAAGGAAAAAUCCGAGCCCUGGAAAUGACUAUCCGGUCCGCACAAGGUGCCUAUCAAGAAAAAGAAAGAUUGAGUGUAGCGAAAAUCCAAGAGUUAGAGGACGACGCGUCAAAAAAACAUCAAAAGUAUUUGGAGUUUGAAGAGAUUUCCAAAACCUUACAAAAAAUAACCGCUUUGCUCCCUGCGAAAACGUCCAGCAUGACUCAACCCUCUCAGAAAGAUUGCUCUAAAUAA